AUGUCCGAUUCUUCAAAGCAGGAGCUGGCACAGAGCUCUGCGCCAGUGGGUCUUGACAGUACCAUCCAGUGCCCCCAAUGCGAGCAAUCAUUUGAUAGCUAUAGCGGGCUUCUACGACAUCAGCUCAACGAGCAUAUAACCUCCACCCCACUAUCACAGCCCAGAAGGUAUGAUUCAGAAAGCGCAGGUGCUCCUGAGCCGGUUGCAUCUAUAUCGUCUCUUGUCUCUCGUUGCUUUCGAGAUUUCCAGAUCCUUAUAGAUGCACUAUCAACCCACGAUGACCACUCUAGAUCUCGGUCAAGAAUCCAGGAGGAGCUCGGUCGACUCAGGGUCUGGGCCGGAAACUUUGGCGCCUAUCGCAAACAAUCUGACCGAUUGUCUUUGGAUCAUCGGCUCAGGGAAGCCCCUGAGCUACAUCAUGGUGUCAGAAAUCAUCUCAAUGACCUCUCAGAAACGAUAGAAGAAGCAAAUGCUGCCCUCUCAACAAGUGGCAAAACCAGCGGCGAUGAGAAUGCUUUGGACUUGGACGGUUCAGAUCCCGACACAUCAGACUCUGAUGGGUUCUGGGAACAGAUCAGAGCGGAGAACCCGAAUCAAUCGCCCUUUGAGGAGUAUACUAAGGAUGUUUGUCAUACUGUGACAAGCCUAUACAAGCUGUCUGUAUCCCUCCAGAACCCUGCACGUCGUGAUCGGACCGUGCAGGCCUCUCGUAUCGACCUCCAUCACUUCGAAUUCUAUGACAUACAACAUACAUCGGAUCUAUUCAACCUAGCACCGGAUACCGAACUUGCGCAGCGUCUAGGAAAGGCGAACACUAAACGAAGGCAACUGCUCGCUUACUACAAAGACCACUCUGAGAGAAUUUCCAAAUAUGUCGAUGUUGCUCUGAACAAGGCCGUUUCGGCCCCUGCAGAUCCAGGGAAGUCUGAAACACAAAGUGCAUACCAACAAAGACCCCCCACGAUAUCCACCAAAUGGACACAGGACACGACGGCGUCGACAAUCCAUCAGGAUAUUGAAAUUGCAUCGGAUUCAGGGAGAACAAGAUUUUCUGCUACAACUUCGACCGCGGGCGAUCAGGAACGAGAUUCGAUCCCUCCACCUCCGGGUGGAUCGAGUUCCACAAAGAGGGACCAUUUCAUUUGUCCAUAUUGUCGCCAAACCAUACAGCUCGAGAAGUAUGAGGAUUGGAUUUACCACACGCACAGUGACUUGCGCCCCUACAUCUGCACUUUUGGAGGUUGUUUCAGAGCAGAUCAGCUGUACGAUAGCUUCACGGAAUGGAGCGCUCAUGAACGGCAGUUUCAUCGCAGAGAAUUCUUUUGCAGUCUUUGCACAUACACUUUUGGAGAAGCGUCUUCCCUCGCUAGCCACCUGCAGAACUGCCAUCCGGACCUGUCUGAAGACCAGCAGCAAGAAAUGGCGAAGCAGUCAACCCCUACUACUUCGGCGCAAAAAUGUCCCCUAUGCAUCAAGUCUCCAAUAUCGAAUCCGAGUCGCUUUCAACAACAUCUAGCCCGACAUCUACGACGAUUGGCGAGAUUUGUCCUUCCUCGAACACAAUCAGAUGACGAGAAUUCGGAAGCUCGUGAUGAAGAGUCAGGCGAGUCGCGACAAGCUUUGAUCAUGGAUGACGAACGCAAAGAAACACUUGAAUCAGUGUCUGCGAACAGUAGGGCUUCUGUCGCUGAAGGCUCGACAUCUAGCCUCCACUCUCCUACGAAUGAUCGUCUAUUGGAUGCUAUCCCAGAGGUAACAAAGGAUGCGUCGGAAGACGCAGCAAAGCAAACAGAGGGUGUCGCAACGACGGAACCGAUAAAUCAGAGCCCAGAAGAGUUACGGAAAUUGGAAAUCGAGGCAACUGCCGCACUGGCAGACCGUCAAGAGACCCUAGGUCCGGAACACCCCGACACUAUUCUCUGCAUGGAUCAGGUCGCCAAUAUAUAUUGGCAACAGUGGCGAUAUCGCGAUGUAGAAAUAUUUCUGGACCCAGUGGUGGAGAUGAAGAAAAGAUUGCUGGGCCCAGAACAUGAUUCCACUCUGGGUAGCAUGGAGCUCAAGGCAAGAGCGCUUUACGAGCAGAGACGAUACACACAGGCCGAAGAGAUACAGGCGUUCAUCCUUCAAGUCAGAGAGAAAACUUUGGGCCCGGAGCAUCGUCUAACCCUGGACCUGAUGCAUCACAUGGCCUUCACCCGUCAACAAAUGGGAAAGCUUGACGAAUCAGAAAGUCUCAGAAUACGGGUUAUGGAAACCAGAAAAAGGGUUCUAGGAGAAGACGAUCCGGACACAUUGUGGAGCAUUUACAGUGUGGGCAACAACCAUCUUUUCAAAGGCAAUUACGAAGAGGGCGAAAAGUUGCUGCUACAGGUCGUGAAUGCCUCUGAGAAAUACGGGCCUGCCCCGAGGCUAUGGGCUAUAUACGCUGCAGGCGCCCUCUCUGGGGGCUAUCGACGGCUAGGCGAGCUAGAAAAAUCCGAGAAAUACCUGACUAUAGCACUCGACGGUAUAAAGGUCAGGGGAAUUCCAGACGACCAGCCUAUCAGGCUGUGGACGCUGGGUGAUCUUGCCGACUUGUACUUUUUCCAGUCGAGGCUUGGCGAGGCAGAAGAUAUUUACAAAGAUGUACUGGAGCGCACCGGGAGAGUUUUUGGAUUGCUGAAUGGCGAGCGGCUCUACUACAAGUACCAGCUAGCCCGGGUUCUCUGGGAGCAAAGUAGAUUUCUUGAAGCCAUGGAGAUGAUGGAGGAGUGUGUGCGAGAGAUGUUGGAGACCAUGGGCCCGGAUAAUCAACGCACUCUCAGGGCCGUUGAAGCAUUAAAAGGGUGGCGGAUGACAGAAGAAGGUACAGUUACUGGGAAAACUUAA
Molecule: messenger RNA, 2868 nt
Organism: Penicillium canariense
Lineage: Eukaryota; Fungi; Ascomycota; Eurotiomycetes; Eurotiales; Aspergillaceae
Exons: 3
Coding region: 1-2868 (955 amino acids)
Molecular function (GO): protein binding
Source: RefSeq, a predicted model, not a curated record